Bursaphelenchus xylophilus (pine wood nematode) is the source of this 2069-nucleotide messenger RNA. Lineage: Eukaryota; Metazoa; Nematoda; Chromadorea; Rhabditida; Aphelenchoididae. The record is from the annotation of a GenBank genome assembly.
AUGAAUCUGAUCCAGCGGUUUGUUUCCCUCCUCUUUUUUGUUGUUUUUGUGGUCUUCUUGGUGAUCAAGGGAUUAAAACAGGAUGUGCAGGAUAUAGAGGUGAGCUUUAGUAGUUAUGAUUUUUGUCAUGUGUUGCGUAUUAGGUAUCUAAAAUGUAAAUAGUAUUAUUUUAUAUUGUUUUUAGGUACCUUCCGAAGAAUAUGCUCGAUUAUCGGAAGAUCUAAAACGUCUAGAACGCCUGUUGGCUCUCGAAAAUAAAGAUCUUGAGGAUGUUCGCGGCAAACUCGAAAUGCUUGAAAAGAGCCGACCAAAUGUAAAGCCUCUAUCAUCUUAUUUUAUUCUUUAGGAGGUCCACAAAGAAGGAAGAGGACCGUGGAAUAAACCAAUCGCUGUGCUUAUAUUUACGUGUAAUAGGGCGGAUGCCGUCAAAGUUUUAAUCGAUAAACUUCAGAAGUAGGUUGAAAAAACAAUAUUUUUUAUGAGGUCUUUAGGGCAAGAACAUCACCAGAACAGUUUCAUCUUAUUGUUAGUCAAGACUGUGACGAUGUUAGUGUGAAAAAGGCAGUAGAGGAGUUUGGAAGCAAUGUAACAUACGUGAAGGUCAGUGUUAUUGCUUUAUUUUUCACUGUUGAUUUAGAUUUGACUACAAUUUUUACAAUUUUAGCACACCAGUCCCAAACAAGCGCAUAUCAAGAUUCCGGAGAAUCAAAGGCGAUAUAGAACCUACUUUUACAUUGCCCGCCAUUACAAGCUCGGACUGGAUUAUGUUUUCAACGAGAGGAAUUAUGAUUCAGUGAUUAUUGUCGAGGGUUCGUUUUUUUUAUUUUUUUGUUAUUGCUUUAGAUGACCUCGACAUAAGUCCUGAUUUCUUUUCGUACUUCUCCGGAACUCGCUGGCUAUUAGAUGAUGAUCCCACGUUAUAUUGUAUUUCUGCUUGGAACGAUAAUGGAAAAGCGCAACUGAUUGAUAUGGAAGCGCACGAUCUUCUUUAUCGAUCAGAUUUCUUUCCCGGACUUGGAUGGAUGAUGACCAAGUAAGAGCAAGUUAUAUCUUAAAAUUUUUGGAAGGUUAUUCUUAUAUUUUUGAAUUUUUAGUAACCUAUGGAAAGAGUUGGGACCAAACUGGCCGGCUGGUUUCUGGGAUGAUUGGAUUCGGGAUCCAGCCAGACGGAAAGAUCGACAAUGCAUUCGCCCUGAGAUCUCGAGGACAGCCAUGACAGAUUUUGGAAAGAAAGGAGCUUCUGAGUGAGUGUUAUAGAGUCGAUCAUUUUUUUAUUUUUAUAGAGGGCUUUUCUUCAAUCAUUACCUCAAGAAGAUUAUUCUGAACAACAAAACCGUGGAUUUUACCCAGAAAGAUCACAGCCAACUUCUUUCCGAGGCGUAUCUCAAGAGUUUUGUCGCCAAAGUUUACGCUCUUCCACGAAUAUCCAUCAACGAUUUUUUGUUGUUGAAUGAGAAAGGAGGCGCAUACAGAGUGGAGUACUUCUCCAUGCAGGAGUAUACGGAUCAUACCAGGAAAAUCAAGGUCAUGGGAGAUACAAAGGUAAGAGACAUUUUUGGGAUUUAAGGUCGGUCCGAUUUUUUAAAAUUUUUUUCGAAAAAACAUUCGUUCUUCUGGAGAAGAUUUGGCCCAAACUAAAUUUGCUUUCCAUUUAAGGAAGCAAAACGGGGAAACCGUUUCCUGACGAAAUCGCAGUCAAGUUUAGAGACUUUUUCAAACCCCCAAAACACGACCUAUUUCUUCGUUCUUACAUGAUUGUUCUUGAACCUGGGGUAAUUUUCUUAUUUUAGGCCGGUGUUCCGCGGACAGCCUAUCGAGGAAUUGUAACUGCCUUUAUACGAGGUAAGCGUCUAUAUCUGGCACCUGCCGAUCGAAACUUCAAAGGUUACGAUAAGGAUUGGGAAGCGCCGCAAGAUAUCCUGGACGGGUCCUAAAUUGCCAAAGACUUUCUAAAAUAGAACACGGUGUAGAUAUCUGUUGAUUGUUAUAACUAUUUAUAUAUUUAUAAACAAUAAGUUAUGUAAUCUCCAGGAUUAUGCGAUAUCAAGGCUCUCUUAUUCCAUGGAUAA